Messenger RNA from Prosopis cineraria, 1312 nucleotides. RefSeq names its product protein phosphatase 2C 51-like. Gene Ontology annotation, molecular function: protein serine/threonine phosphatase activity; cation binding. Gene Ontology annotation, cellular component: nucleus; cytosol. The record is from RefSeq and is a predicted model, not a curated record. Lineage: Eukaryota; Viridiplantae; Streptophyta; Magnoliopsida; Fabales; Fabaceae. Gene Ontology annotation, biological process: protein dephosphorylation.
CGACACGAUCAUGAACAGAUUCAAUGGAAAAAACCAGCAAGCCUCAAGAAUUCUGCGAUAACUAUCACAGAAAGAUACAACGAAUCAACACGACACUUUCUUCGAAGAUAUCAUCGUCCAUGGAAGAAGAACAAGAACAACGCAGAAACAGAGCUGCUUCAACCUCACACGGUUCAAUAUCGGUGAUAGGAAGGCGGAGGACAAUGGAGGACACCGUGAAGGCAAUACCAGGAUUCAUCGGAAGCUAUGACUUUUUCGCAGUUUACGACGGUCACGGCGGGUCCACGGUGGCCGAUGCUUGCCGUGACAGGAUGCACGUGUUGGUGGCAGAGCAAGUGAAGAAGGAGGGAGCUAAUUAUCAGAAGAGAGGAUUGGAUUAUUGGCAUGAAGCGAUGUGCUCUUCCUUCAUGAGGAUGGACCGUGAAGUCGGAGAAUGUGGCAGCAAAGAUGACAACAUGGUGGGUUCCACGGCGGCGGCGGUCAUCGUCGGCAGCGAUGAGCUUGUCGUCGCUAACUGUGGAGACUCAAGAGCUGUACUUUGCCGUGGAGGUAUUGCCCUCCCACUUUCAACAGACCAUAAGUCAAAUCGUCCAGAUGAAAGAAAAAGGGUGGAAACAGCCGGAGGAACAGUAAUAAGUUGGAACGGGGAUCGUAUCUUAGGAGUACUAGCCACUUCCAGGUCCAUAGGGGACCAUUGUAUGAAGCCAUAUGUAGUAUCAGAGCCAGAGGUGAAGGUGUAUGAAAGAACAGAGAGAGACGAGUUUAUGGAUAGCGACAGGUUGUGGGAUGUGAUAUCCAACAAGUUGGCUUGUGAGGUGGUGAGGCGGAUUUUUAAGAUGAGGUUCGUAAAGAAUGCAGCAUCACAAGCUGCUGCAUUGCUAGCAGAGUUGGCUGUGGCUCGUGGAAGCAGAGAUAAUAUCAGUGUUGUUGUAGUCCAACUUAACUAGCAUACAACUUGAUCCGGCCAUAAUUUUCCAUACAACUUGCUCCAGCCAUAAUUUUCCUUUCUUUCGUAGGAAAAUUAAAUUGCUAUAUACAUAAAGGUUGGGUUUGAAUUUCAACCACUUAUUUAAAUAAUAAGAGUCUUUAGCUGCAAUUGCACCAGCUCUAGUUAGUUUAUCCAGCCAUUUAUGUUCCUUUUUUGCAUUUUAUAGUUACUCUAAGGGAUAUACGUUUUCUCUUUAUAUUUUCUUUUUCUUUUUGAAAAAAAUGAUAUCAAACAUUUGGUAGGGAGUUGGAUGGUGCUGGACGACUUAUUAAUUGUAGUUUCUUUUCUCUUUUUAUUUAUAUAUGAUGAAUGAUUUCCUCUUUA